AUGUCUGCCCUCCGCAACAUCAAGAGCCUCGCCCCCCUCCUGGACCGCGUCCUGGUCCAGCGCAUCAAGCCCGAGGCCAAGACCGCCUCCGGCAUCUUCCUCCCCGAGAGCAGCGUCAAGGAGCAGAACGAGGCCAAGGUCCUCGCCGUCGGCCCCGGUCUCCUGAACACCGAGGGCAAGCGCCUCCCCCAUGGGUAUAGUUUCAUCGGCCUCAACUGCGCGCAAGCACCUGGCGCUGUCAAGGUCGGCGAGGAGGAGUACAGCCUCUUCCGUGACUCCGAAAUCCUGGCCAAGAUCAACGAGUAA
Messenger RNA from Penicillium alfredii, 306 nucleotides. RefSeq names its product co-chaperone GroES family protein. Gene Ontology annotation, molecular function: protein-folding chaperone binding; protein folding chaperone; metal ion binding. The transcript has 5 exons. Gene Ontology annotation, cellular component: mitochondrial matrix. Bases 1 to 306 code for a protein of 101 amino acids. The record is from RefSeq and is a predicted model, not a curated record. Lineage: Eukaryota; Fungi; Ascomycota; Eurotiomycetes; Eurotiales; Aspergillaceae.